AUAAAGUCCCAUGGGUCUCAUCCUCCUGCUCAAAUCCAUCAAACUCAUGAGGGCUCCAAACGUAAACUGCAUUAGAUCACCAGAAUGGACAAUUUGUUCAAACAAUUAAGGUAUGAUUUUCUGAUUUAGAAGAGAAAACUGAGGACAAUCACCAUAAUAUUCGAGAAGGAAGGAAACCGCGACUAAAGAAAGUGUCCUUUAGGGAAGAAGAAGUUGCGAGGGAACAAAAAUUUUGUUUAUGCAGAAGGAAAGAAGACCCAAAACUGGUUCCGGAUGCCACUUGCUGGCCAAAUGAGCGAGGUAGAAGAUAGAAGUGAUGGGGAGUUUGAGACCGCAAUUGCAGCAGCUGCAUAUGCUGUCACAUUACAAGAAGAAGAAAGUUCACUGACCCAGAAAAAGCCUGUUGAACAAUUGGGAGGCCCUUUUAUUAAGACGAAAAGCAAACGGGAAGAAAGCAUGAAUAAGCUAACUGAUAGCAGCAAAAUAUCCAGAUGGUUCAGUGGUAAGGAGGCAAAAGAAGAUGGGAAAUCAUCAGGUAGCAAGAGAUCUGAAUUUGGCCAAAAUCAAGGGGGGCAACAAGCACCAUUUGCAAGAAAGCCUACGGUUUCAUUUUCUGGAAAUACAGAUUCAUUUUCUCGGAAAGGAAAUGCCAAUGUGAAAACAACCAACCCUACUACAGUGGAAUCAAAAGCAGACGCCUGGGAGAAAGCAAAGAUGGCUAAGAUAAAAAAACGGUAUGAAAAGAUGAAUGUCGUCAUUUUGGAGUGGGAGAAUGAGAACAAGAUGAAGGCCAAACGCCGGUUGGGAUGAAAAGAGAGAGAAUUGGAAAGGAGACGAGCAAGAGCAGUACAGGAAUAUCGUAAUGAAUUGUCUAGGAUUGAUCACUUUGCUGGAGGAGCAAGAGCUACGGCGGAAGAAAGAAAAAGAAAUGAUGAAUAUAAGGCAAUUAAGAAGGCUAAGAAGAUGAGAUCGACAGGAAAAGUUCCUCAUUCAUGCCCCUGCUUAUGAUAAAGCACCUAACAGUAGAAGCAGCCUACUAGAUGAUAUCUCAUCUGUAUUAUUGGAAGGGAGUUUGCUUGCCAAACUUCUGCUAAGCCAAGCAUAAAAAGUAGAACAUGGCAAAGCUAGAAAAGAAUCAUGUAUUGUAUUGGAAAUUGGGAAGUCAUGUAUAUAAAAAUACAAAUACCCCUUGAAAUUAGCAAAUGAAACCAAAAGCAGAAGCUUAAGAUGCCAAUGAAAAUGAAGAAUACACAUGCUUCUAGGCAGAAAACAGAACAAAUUCUUCACAGGGAUGCCAAAAAUGCCAUAAACCAACAUAUGCAGAGCACAUUUGUACACAUGGACAUGGAAUGCAUUAUGAUAAUUCAAUUACAGUGAUAUUGGACGACAACUAUCACCUAAAUCCUUUCAUUUGAAGUAAUAAAUAGAAUGAGAGACUAAGAACAGCUUUCUGUGUGCUUGCAGAUCCGAAAAAGACAAACCCCUAUAUGAUCUACAUACCCUCUUACAUA
This is a messenger RNA of Elaeis guineensis (African oil palm), 1511 nucleotides long. The record is from RefSeq and is a predicted model, not a curated record. Lineage: Eukaryota; Viridiplantae; Streptophyta; Magnoliopsida; Arecales; Arecaceae.